Molecule: messenger RNA, 2541 nt
Organism: Closterium sp. Naga37s-1
Lineage: Eukaryota; Viridiplantae; Streptophyta; Zygnematophyceae; Desmidiales; Closteriaceae
Source: the annotation of a GenBank genome assembly
AUGUGUCCGCUGGUGCGAUACACGACUUCUAAUGCGGCUGGAGUGCACUCACCACGCUCAGGCAGCACGCGCUGGUGGACUGGCAACGCCGCCGGUGCAUGUGCUGCUGCUGUGAGAGUGCUGCUGCCUUCGCCCUGCUCUCCCCCCACUACCCACCUUCCCCUCACUACAUAUCCCCUCCCCUCACCCCUCUCUGCGACUCCUGCCUCUGCGUCCUCUGUGCUGAUUAUCUUAUCUCUCAGCUACUCCCUCACACCGGCAGGGGUGGCUGCAGCUCAGAUGUGCAUGGAGAGAGCAGGGCUGCAGGCAGGUGUGUGUGGGGAGAGGGAUGAAGGGGGAGAGGGACCCUCUCGUGCAGCCAUCAGAUGCUCCACCAUCCUCUACCGCUCUGCCACCCUCCACCACCGCUCUGCCAUCCGCCCCUCCACCAGCAGCUAUGCCUCCAUUAAAUCCACCCGCCCACCAGGUAAACCACUGUCAUUUCCCACUUUUUCUUCCCUCUCAAUACGCAUUCGGUUCCUCCCUCCCCUCCCUCCUCCUGCAUCCCCUUCCUCAUGCCUGCUUCCUCCCAUGCCUGCUUUCUUCCUCCCAUGCCUGCUUUCUUCCUCUCAUGCCUGCUUUCUUCCUCCCAUGCCUGCUUUCUUCCUCCCAUGCCUGCUUUCUUCCUCCCAUGCCUGCUUUCUUCCUCCCAUGCCUGCUUUCUUCCUCCCAUGCCUGCUUUCUUCCUCCCAUGCCUGCUUUCUUCCUCCCAUGCCUGCUUUCUUCCUCCCAUGCCUGCUUUCUUCCUCCCAUGCCUGCUUUCUUCCUCCCAUGCCUGCUUUCUUCCUCCCAUGCCUGCUACAGCAGAGGAGCAAGAAGAUAGACCCAAUAUUUGGAGGCAGGAGGCAGGAUUCACAACAGUCCACCCACCUCUCACCACUCCCCACCUACCUGCCAUCGCCACCCUUGCUCCUCCCAUCAUCAUCACCCACCUGCCUCUCACUCGUGGAGACGGUUGACAUUCGCCUGCCCCCGCUGGCGAAGGGGCAGCGCUUCUGUGAUGCGUACCGCGUGGUGCUGCUGAUUGACAGCCGGGAGAAGGGCUCAACAGUCUUCCCUUUCCUCAACUCCUUGUCAUCUUCUCCCCCCCCUUCCACUCCCAUCUUCUCUCCUUACCUUUCUCCUCACUCCCUCUCUGCAUGCUCAUAUGGCCAACCAGGCAAGUGGAAAAGCUUCCUGCGCAGGUACCUUGCCUCGCUGCCUCGCCUUGCCUCUGUGCCUCGCCACUGCGCUCUGCUAGUGGGCUUUGCCGCUGUGCUAGUGGGCUUUGCCGCUCUGCUAGUGGGCUUUGCCGCUCUGCUAGUGGGCUUUGCCACUCUGCUAGUGGGCUUUGCGGGCUUUGCCGCUCUGCUAGUGGGUUUUGCUGCUCUGCUAGUGGGCUUUGCCGUUCUGCUAGUAGGCUUUGCCACUCUGCUAGUCGCAUCUCUGCCUGUGGGCGACGUCCUCUGGGUGGCUCAGCCCUCACCUCACCCUCACCCUCAUUCACUGCACCUCCCACCACCCUUAUCUGAAAGUUCUCAAAAGCCCCAUCCCUCUCCAUCGUGGCUCCUGCCUGCUGCCAUCACCAUCAGGCCGCAGCACUGCCUAAGCCCCUUCCCCACCUUCCCCGCUCCCGAAUGCUACCAUCAGGUCGCAGCACUGCCUGUGGGCGAUGCCCUCUGGGUGGCUCAGCCCCUCACUCCUCCCACCUCAUCCGCCACACCUCCCUCCACCUCCUCUUCCUCCUCCUGUCCUCCCUCUUCCAUCCCGCCGUCCUCCUCCUCUGCUGUCCCCCCAUCCGCUCUCCCUGCUGCUUCCGCGUCUCCUGCACUGCCCGGCUCUCUGUUCUGCUUGGAGUGGGUAGCGGAGCGCAAGAGAGUGGACGAUUUGUGGCAGUCAAUCAAGUCAAAGCGAUUCAAGGACCAGAAACUGAGGAUCAAGCACUGCGGUCUUCGCCGCCCAAUCUACGUAGUGGAGGGCAAUCUGGACGCCAGCAAUGGCGCGGAGAGCCUGCGCACGGCGUCCGUCCAAACUCUAGUGCAUGAUGGCUUUGACGUGCAUCACACCACGUGCAUCGCACACACCCGCCGCCAUUACGCCCAUCUCACUCGGGCCAUCGCUGACAUCUGCAACCGCCUCUCCACCGCUGAUAGCUGCAAUGACCGCUCCACCACCCUCCGCUGCUCACCUUCCACACUCCAUGCUACAACACCCUCCCUCCUGCAUCGCGACUGCUGCGUCACCUUUGACCAGUUUCUGGAUGAGUGCCGCUCCUCACAGGCUCUCUCCGUGGGGGAUGUCUUCGGCCACAUGCUGCUGCAGGUGCGCGGCCUCACGGUGGAUAUGGCUACUGCCAUCCUCCGCCGCUACCCCUCCCUGCCCGCCCUCCACGCUGCCUACACCUUUCUCGAGGGAAACCGGGAGGCACAUGAACGACUGCUGUGUGGUGUGCAUGUGAAGGGAAAGGCUGUUGGUGCUGCCAUCAGUAAGCGGGUUUAUGAGCUCUUAUGUACACCAACCUAA